GAUACAAGACUGUCAGUGCUAGCCGAGCCGCCACUCAAGACGGACGCCGGCCACUCCACGCCCCGACACCGCCGUCUCGCGAUCACUCGACAACAAACACACGCAACUGCAUUUACAAGUUGAGAGAAAUUUUGGUGCAUGCUGAGAAUUAUUAGGAGCUUCUGCAAAAUGAAACCGCCGGUAAACGCCGCACUCCUCCACGAUGUCGACAUUCCAACGAAGAAGGCCACAUUCGGCAUGGGGUGUUUCUGGUCCAACGACUCACUGUUCGGUGCCACGCCGGGUGUGAUCCGGACUAGAGUCGGUUACUCUGGCGGCACCACCAAGAACCCACACUACAGAAGCCUCGGCGACCACACGGAGGUGAUCGAGCUGGACUACGACCCCAAAUCCGUCACCUUUGAGGAGCUUCUCGACAUGUUCUGGGGUAACCACGAGUAUGGACUAACCACCAAGCUAAAGAGACAGUACCAAUCCAUGAUCCUGUACCAUGACGAGGAGCAGCGUGAGGCGGCUGAGGCGUCCUACAAAGAGAUGACGGCACGGUUCGGCCAGCUACGAACCGAGAUAGCACCAGCAUCUACAUUCUACCCCGCCGAAGAUUACCACCAAAAAUACCGCCUCCAAGGCCACAAGGACCUCUGCCGGAGCCUCGGGCUGGACUCGGCCAAGCUGCAGAGCUCGCACCUGGCGGCGCGGCUCAACGGCUACCUCGUGGGCGUCGGCGGCGCGGCGCAGUUCGAGGCCGAGCGCCCGCGCCUCGGCCUCAGCGAGCAGCAGGCGCAGUACGUCCGCGCCGAGCUGCAGCGCAACGAGGGCGGCGGCCUGGCUUGCUAGCGAGGGACGUGUGGCUUUACAGGCGAACAAAGUGGCUGACGAUUUAUUUCCUGAGAUAUUUAAAGUGACAGCGCGUUUAUUUUUUUUCUAAGAAAUGUGUAUGCGCUACACGGGUAAGGGCCAUAUAUAGAUUUAGGUUCCAAUUAAAAAAACUUAGUAAAAUAAAUUGGCUCCAAAUUUAAGCACUAAAUCUGAGCGGGUUAUCCGAUAUAAGAAUUAGCUAAAAAUAAGGCUGCUGUAACGAUAACUCUAAAAAAAGAAGCUACAGUUUUUUCUGUCUGUGUAUGACCCGUGAUAUGUCGAUCAAAGUAGCUUUUCUUGUUUUCAUAACUUCCUAGCAUCAACUCUUAGCUUAGAUUGGAUGUCGUCCUACGUUUUGAAGCCUUGCACAUCUCCAAGAAAAACAACCUGUAUUUAUAAAAUAUAACAUCUUAUCUUCAGCUUCUUUCUCCUGCGCUAAGAAAGCUAGCCUGAUAAGCUAAUAUUUGACAAAGUGCCUCGGCAGUUAGCCCUUGUAAAUCCUAAAGAUCCAUCGAUUGCAAAAGCGAGCUAUUCCACAGCCUUGCUUUGGGCCCUUUCGAUAUCACGGUUUUUAAGAAUCAGAUUUAUAAAACUAAAUUGGAAAAUGCCCUAUACUUCUACCAGAUAACGGAAACAUGGUCAAAAUCUUCUGCCAUAUGGACCUACAAAAAAUAUACGACGCCCACUCACGACGUAAUUUAAAACAGUAGCGUACGAUACUACGCGUCAAAAGUAGUACAGGUCUUUGAUAUCUAAAAAAAAAGUAAUAUCUCUAUAAUGAGGUAGGUACUUAUACUACUUAUAUACAAUUAGUACAAUACCGUCUUCACCAUGAGGGCAGCCGGGGCCCGUGCCCAGGGCCCUCAUCCUCAGGGGUCCCGAAGGACAGACAGUAACAGUAUAUUUGAUUACCCAUAAUAAAUAUAAGAUCAAAGACACAUAGAAAUAGAAAAUUCUUAGUUUACUUAAUUCGCUUUCUUUACUUUCUAAAAGGGCCCCAAAUUCUUAUGUGCCCAAGGACCCUAGCAUAGUUUAAGACGGCCCUGCUUAUAUGUAAAACAAUAAUGUAUACACAUUUUUGCACGUGAACUGUAAAUAUGACUAGAAUCAGUAUUUGUAAAAUAUGACAGGACGGCAGAGACUUUUGGCGUGUUGUACUAUUCGCUACUACUGAUGCUGGGCGCCCUAAUAAUGACAGUGAACCUAAAUUGUCUCCUUAAUGAUGAUACUUUUCUCAUCUUCAAAGUUCUGUUUGAUACAAAAAAAUAUAAAGUUAUAGAUACAAAAUGAUCAAUUGCAAAGUGCAAUCUGAUUUCUGCCUUAAAUGAGAGGGCUUAAGUUGAAAUUAUAUUGACGAUGAUACUAUGCCUGAAGCAAAAACUGUCGAGGCACUGUAGACUAUUAUAAAUUGGUUGUUAAAAAGCGAAGAGUACUUUAUUUAGGACAGAUAUCAAAAUGUUAUUAUUGAAAUCAUACAAUUUCGUUCUAGCAUGAAGAGCGAGUAAUUUAUCUCUGACAGGGAAAAUCAAAAAGACCGAAUUUUCUGAUCGUUUUGUCCAAAAACUGGAUAUAGUGUACUGUAAUAGUGACUCUGUUUUAUUAUAUUGUUAAUAAAUAGCAUCUGUUAACGCAAGAUAGCAUCCGAACAGCUAAACAAUUGGACUCCGACUGUUCUUCAGUCAAUAUUUGUCCAACGAGUCCUAGAUUUAUGAAAUGUUAAAAAUCUCUAAGUUUUAAGUUCAUUUACUAUGAGAUCGCGUAGGUGAUAUCGCGUCCAUGGGACCCAGAGAUUGCUUUUCUGCCGAUCCGAUAUUGCGUUUAAUUUUGUCUAAGAACUGUCGUCAUUUGGACUGUUCCGCACUAAGCUUGCAGGAAAAUGAAAAAAAAAAACUGCAACAAAUAAUUGCAUUUUAUGUUUCUUUACCUACAUAAUAAUUUGUAAGUAGUUUUCCUCAUUUUACGUAAAUUUGUAUGUAAAAGUGUUUUUAGUUUGUCAAAGUUGAUUCCCAGUAUUGUUUUGUUUUAGUUUAGUUUAGGCAUAAAGAUUAUCAUCAUUUAUGUCAAUCUCAUUAUUAUAUUUUAGUGUAUUCGUAAUAUAAUUGUAUUUUCCCA
This is a messenger RNA of Cydia pomonella (codling moth), 2970 nucleotides long. It is a transcript of the gene MsrA, whose product is annotated as peptide methionine sulfoxide reductase. NCBI's taxonomy places the organism in Eukaryota, Metazoa, Arthropoda, Insecta, Lepidoptera, Tortricidae. The record is from RefSeq and is a predicted model, not a curated record. The transcript is spliced from 5 exons. Gene Ontology annotation, molecular function: peptide-methionine (S)-S-oxide reductase activity. Bases 139 to 837 code for a protein of 232 amino acids.